Molecule: messenger RNA, 1191 nt
Organism: Callorhinus ursinus (northern fur seal)
Lineage: Eukaryota; Metazoa; Chordata; Mammalia; Carnivora; Otariidae
Source: RefSeq, a predicted model, not a curated record
CGCCAGGCAGCCACCCCCACCGCCUCCGCCCCUAGAAAGUCGGGCCGCCGCCGCGGAAAGCAGCCUCCGGGGAGGAGGAGGAAGAGGGGCCGGUAGCGGGAGGGGAGACGAGACAGGAGGAGGAAGAGGAGCACGGAGACGGCCCCCGCGCGAUUGAUGGGCGGCCCCUCCGCCCUGGACCAGCCCGCCUGUCUCGCCCCUCGGCCCCAUCAGCCCGCGCAGGUUGGGGAUUAAGAAUCAUGUUGCAUGAAGCAAGGGACAGGCAGAAGUUCAUGAGUAAUGUUCAAUAUCUGCGGGACAUGCAGCAUAAGGUGGACUCUGAGUAUCAGGCUUGUCUGAGACGACAGGAAUACGGAAGAGACCCAAAUGAGAAGAAACGAGAUCAAUUUUGGGGGCCAGAGACAAAUUUGGAGAGAUCCCGGUUUUCAAGUGGGUCAUCUUCCAAACAGAGUUCUGGUGAGGAGGAUCCUCAAGCCGAACCAAGACCGUCCACUAAGAGUUCUGCGGUUAAGUGUGAUUCCAAACUUCCAGCAAUUGACCAAACAUCAGUCAAACAGAAGCAUAAAAGUACCAUGACUCCAAGGAAAGUGGAGAAGGCAGGCCCCAGCAAACCCUCUUCAGGUGACAGCAGCGAGCACCCCCUGUUCUGUGUUGAAUAUUCCCCUUACUGUUCCGUCUUUGCUUUCUCCCCCGUCCAGCAGCCCAAUUCCAAUUACUGCUGCCUCCUCCUGCCACUCAUGCCACCUGCCUCCCCGGCGGCCCAGGCCCCCUCCCCCCACCUCCCCCCGGGGCCCGUGCCCUCCUUCAUGAGCCCGCCGUCCCCGUCCCCGGGGCCCGUGCCCGAGUCCCCGGCCGCCCUGUGCUACUUCCCCGUCUCCUGCCCCACCCCGGCGGAGACCCCUGUGCUGUGCCUGCCGGGCCCCCGGAGGCCCAGUAAAAUUUACCUGGUGUGGUAAGUCGCCCUUGGCCAGGCACGCAGCACAGCGCCGUCGGGGAGAGAGGGACGCGAGGCUUCCAGAAGGCAGGUGGACGGAACGGGGGGGGGGUGGCAGCCGGAGGACGAGGCCACCAACAACUCCGGGGCGGUGAGGUGUGCAGGGGAGCAGGAAGACGAGACAGCCGCUGCCCCUCCUCCCCACCUCCUCGUACGGCCGAGGAGUGAGCAACCAAUAAAAUCCCGUCAUCUCGCGA